Molecule: messenger RNA, 649 nt
Organism: Dendronephthya gigantea
Lineage: Eukaryota; Metazoa; Cnidaria; Anthozoa; Malacalcyonacea; Nephtheidae
Product: neurexin-4-like
Exons: 2
Coding region: 74-649 (191 amino acids)
Source: RefSeq, a predicted model, not a curated record
CCAACAUUCGUCACAAAAUCUCUCCACAGGCAUUCUAAAAAAUUUCAACAAAUCUUGCACGAGUUUGCGAACGAUGUAUCCUUCUGCUGACAGUGGAGUGUAUUCCAUCAAACCUCAAGGGCUCAACUUCAUGGUUCAAGUAUUUUGUGAUAUGACUUCAAAGAAUGGUGUUGGUGUGACAGAGAUUGGACAUGACAGCGAAGCAAGAACUCUUGUAGAUGGAUAUGAAGCUGCAGGUUCUUACAAAAGAAAGAUUAAAUACGACAUUUCCAUGGAGCAGAUUGUCGCGAUUAUCAACCAGUCGAAGAAUUGUGAGCAGUUUAUAAAAUAUGAAUGUUUUCAUAGCUCAUUAUUGACAUAUUCCGAUGGUUGGUGGGUAUCUCGUCAAGGUUCAAAGAUGAAUUACUGGGGUGGAGCGGCAGUCGACAGUGGAAAGUGUUCAUGUGGAAUGAACAACAGCUGUGCAAGUGGAGAAAUAUGUAAUUGUGACGAGAAUGCCUCAACAUGGCGUGAAGACAGUGGAUACCUGACAGACAAACGUACGCUGCCUGUUACUGAACUGAGAUUUGGCGAUACAUCUUAUAUAAGUGUAAUUGGCCUAGAUGAGCGUGGUUAUCACACACUGGGUAAAUUACGUUGCUGGGGAUAA